CUUUCGUUCAAACCGCGCGCGGGUCACAGCAAAAUGAAAGCGAACUUUUAAAAACAUAAUACACUAAUGUUCUGACGCAUCAAAAGCAAGGAUCCUCUCGUCCAGCUGUUCUGGUGGAAAAUGAAAGUGAAAUCAGUGCACUGACCGCGGUAAUAUGUACAGCGAAAACGCGUGGAAAGUAAUACUGCUGGUCGCGGCUACCGCGGCGGCGGGCGAGCCGAGCCACGCGCUCAGUCUAGUCUACCAAAAACCGUUCAGAAAUGUCAUGUUCGUGCCCAGGAAGUUGUACAGGACCCGCUCUAGACAAUCCAGGGUGCUAUUCCUGGACGACAAUGAGAACCACCAGCCAUUUGGACGGGGGGAGAUUGAUCUGACUUUGGACAAGAACUCGAAGGUUAAAUUUGAUGAUGCGUCCGAUUACGAGUUCACGUCUCCAGAAGACGGUGACACUACAACGAAGAGUCAAUUGGACGAGACGCCAUCAGGGAAUGAGAGAUUCUACGAGCCCUUGCCUCGGUUCAGGCCAUAUCAGUCUUUUCCAAGUUACUACCAAGGGAGGUUUUCGCGUCCGUACGCUCCGACUUUCGGCUUCGAUCCGUAUCAGCCGUCGUUCGCUCCAGCCGUCAGUAAUGGCUUGUACAGCGGGUACAACGGGUGGAAGGCGCGUAGUCCCAGAGUAGUGUUUCCAUACGCCUCGGAUAGUGUGAAUUCGGUUCUCCAUACGAACUCCCAUGCCGGGCCUGGGGCGUUCGAUAAUGUGGUGUUUCGUGAUCAAAACUUCGGCAUCAACGACGUGGGGACGGACGAGCAAGGGUUGCAGGACAUCAACGGGGGAAACGACGCCUUCACGGAGAGAGAUGCCAUCGGCCUCCAUCGAGCUCUGGUCCCACAAAGGACAUUAAAACCAAUGUUCAUACAAACGUCCAGAAUGGCGAAACGGAACGAUUUAUUCCCGAACGCUACAGCCACUGUACUGCCAAAGUUUAAGCCUAUAUCGGACGAGCAGAUGGCUAGAAUAAGUCAAAUACUCAAAGAAAUGCCUCGAAAAAGGCACGGGCGUCUUAUAGACAGUACUGCGCAAACGAAGCAAGCUCUGACUCAAAAAAUAGAAGUGAAAGAAGACAGAAAUGACGAGAAAAAGUGCCCCCAAGGCGGGACUUGCGAGUUCUUUUUCUAUUGCUGGAUGGUUGGCGGUCUGCUAGAAGGCUCUUGCGGUGGUCUGCUCAAAGGCUGCUGUCACAGAGUCGCCAAAGCAGGCAUAUUGGGCGUCCAGGAUUCAAAUACCAUAGAUUACACGCCAAUCGAGCAAACCAGUUACGGGCCUGUCAUAAACGACCAAAGCUGUGGCAUAGCCGUGGGCAAGCAAACCGCCCAGCGCAGGAUCGUGGGCGGUGACGACGCAGGCUUCGGCACGUUCCCCUGGCAAGCCUACAUCCGGAUAGGCUCGUCAAGAUGCAACAUGUUAAUGUCCAUUUUCGAGCUAAUUGGAUGGAAGCAGUGUUGGAUAGAGAGGUGCGGCGGGUCGCUGAUCUCGCGGCGUCACGUGGUCACGGCCGGGCACUGCGUUGCGCGCGCGCAACCGCGUCACGUGCGCGUCACGCUGGGCGACUACGUCAUCAACUCGGCUGCAGAGCCGCUGCCGGCUUAUACGUUCGGCGUGCGCUCUAUUAAGGUCCAUCCACUGUUCAAGUUUACUCCUCAAGCUGAUAGAUUUGACGUCGCAGUACUUACUUUGGACAGAAAUGUACAUUACAUGCCUCAUAUAGCUCCAAUCUGCCUCCCAGAGCGAGGGUCAGACUUCCUCGGCCAGUAUGGCUGGGCGGCAGGCUGGGGCGCGCUAAGCCCAGGCUCUCGGCUGCGCCCGCGCACGCUACAAGCGGUCGACGUGCCGGUGCUCGAUAACCGCGUCUGCGAGCGGUGGCAUCGGGCGAACGGGAUAAACGUAGUGAUAUAUCCCGAGAUGCUGUGCGCGGGUUACAAAGGAGGUGGAAAAGACAGCUGUCAAGGUGACAGCGGGGGUCCACUCAUGCUGGAACGUUCUGGAAGAUGGUACUUAAUAGGAGUCGUCUCGGCUGGAUACUCCUGCGCCAGUCGAGGCCAGCCUGGGAUAUACCACCGAGUAGCGCAUACGGUUGACUGGAUUUCCCACGCGACUACUUUGUCAUAGCAUCGGUAAUGUGAUUUGUAGAUAAAAACCGUGUAUCAUAUGUGAUACAUAGGUUAUGUAUCAUGUGUGAUACAUGAGAUUGUUAUUGUAAGGGUGCUUUAGGAUGUCAGCUACGGUGCAGUUAAUGCAGUACCUAAAAUGUUGAGACGUGUUGGUUCAUAAUCAGCUUGUUUUCAAUCCAUUCACGUGAAUUCAACCAUAAUAAUUUAAGGUUUCCAAUUAAUUUACUUUGAUUUGAUGCAUCUCGUGAUACACAAAACAUUGCAAAGUAAUUAAUUUGAUUAGAUUCGGCAGUAUUUGUUUAAAAAAACAUAUUUUUGGUAUCGCAUAUUGGAGAAUAUGACGCAAUAUGGUCUAGCAUUUGUAGAUGACAUCUGAAGGCAAUCUUUUGAAAAUAAGUACUAUCGGUAUAAAAUAUUGCAGCCUCCGUGAGGCGUUGACAGAAACAAACAUAAUUCCUUGCCAUUGCUAUAUAAUUUCAUUCAAGGAAAAUUACCUGACUUUACACUCUCAGAGAUAUAAAAAACUGUCUUUGUGAAAUUUUAGGAUAUUACAAACAUUUUCAUUAAGUGUUUAGACGUUCAUGUAAGUGAAACUACAUUUCAUUAUUAUUGGCUAAAAAUAUACUUUUUUAAAGAUUUUUUCUUAUGUUCUGAUCAGGAGGAACAGAGGUGCUAAAAGAAUGAUUUCUUAUCAGUGUAUUUAAAAUGGACUGAUGAAAUCUUUCUCAGCUUAAUGAUUGCAUGAACGUCUUUACUUUCACUUGAAAUUAUCUGAUCAUGAAAUGCUUCAAUACACCACAGCGUUUUCAUCCAAGAACAACUUGAUACGUUAUCAAAAUCAUGACGUAUGUUUUUUGAAUUCAUUAGUGGACAACCAAAAAGCGUCGUCAUUAUCGUAUUAAAACUGCUUUGAGACUCCGAAAAGGUUCGAAAUAAAAUGCGAUUUGAUACGUUCUUCAAUCUCUGAACGAUUUGAAAUUGAAUCGAUACGACGAAUACGUGAAAACGUGACACAAAAUUUCGAAAAUUAUAGGCGUUUGUAUUACAUAAAAUUGUAGAUUCCUACACUUUUUUAACUAUAGUCUUUAAUAUUAUUAUUCCAUUCUACAUGUCAGCACAAUAGGGUAAAACAUUUCAUGUAUCGUAUUUGAUUCAUUGGUUAACAAAGCAGUUUCGUUAGCCAAUGAAUUAGUCUGGAUCACCUGGACUAUUAUUUAUAAUUGUUCAUAAUAUCUUGUUAUCCAUGAACAAUUAUAUCGCUAUUUAUUUAUAAUAAUGUAAAGAUAAAUCAACAUUUUGCUACGUUUUUAUGUAAUACACAUGCUAAGUUUCAAAAAGAGUGAAAAAUACAUUAAAUUUGUCAAUGAAAAAGUCAAUACAUCAUUUUGGUUAAUUGUAAAAUUGACGAUUGAUGGAGAUAAAAAACAUUUGGUGAUUUUAUAGAAUCUCUAAUGUUGUUGUUUCCGAAAUGAAUAAGAAAUAGACGAAAAAAAAAACAUCUAAAAAGGCCUGUAAUCUUUGAUAUCAAAAUAAUGUCUUUCUUACAAAGACUACUUGAUUUUUGUUUAUAGGACUUUGUUAAUUCAAUGAAGCCUUUUAAAAACCCAGCUUUGGGAGCUACGUCUAGUGUUUCCUGAAUGCUGAAAUAAAGCUUUAAAUAUACUUUUUAUAAAGUACAAGCUAUUACUGGAUUUGUCUUAUUGUUUACCAAAACAAUGUUAUAAUAUUGUCAUUGAGUCAAGUAUUUUUUAUUUGACUCACAAUUUACUUUAUUUUAACUUUAAGUUACUUUUUUAUUUGAUCAAUCAUUAUUAUUAUCAUUCUACAAAAUUAUGAAUUUGAAAUUCAUAACAUUACUUUGAUUAAAUUUAUCAAAUGACUGAUUAAAAGUUAUUAUUUAUAUUAAAUUAUUAAUUUAAACGAUUUGUAUACAAAGCCAAACAAAUAAUUUUAAGAAUGCUUAAUAGUCAGAAUGAUAAAUUUAAUCAUUUGGACAUUGAAGUGAAAAUAUUAAUUUGCAAUUUUAUUUUCAUUGAUUUUAUUUAAUAUUUUUGUGAUCCCUAUGUGGGAGAGAGAAAAAAACUGUUAAAUCCAUUUUUUAUUACCAGAUGUAUAGGAUUAUUUUAAGUUUUUGACGACAAUUGUGAUAAUCGUUAUGAAACUCAUAUUUUUAACCAUUGAGAACAAUUUUGGAAAACACAAAAGUCGAUAUAAAAAUAAAGGAAAAUAUUCAUAAGUGCCUAUAGCAUUUUGUACAUAUUUUUAACAUAGUUGUACAGAUACUUACUUUAAAAGGUUUUUUUUUUACAUUUUUACCAAUUUGUAAAUAAGUUCUAAUUCAUAAAGCUUUAAAUUAUUCCAGUUUUGUUAAUUUAUUCCAUUUGAGUUCAGAAUUGGAGCGGUUUAUUUUAAUUACUACAUUAAAUUAUGACCUAAGUUUACCAGAACAAAAACUUGCUAAUUAAUAACCAAUUAUUUAAAUUGAUAAGAUAAUAAAUUGUAUUUAUUGUUAAUUUAAAA
This is a messenger RNA of Ostrinia nubilalis (European corn borer), 4689 nucleotides long. RefSeq lists its product as uncharacterized. Lineage: Eukaryota; Metazoa; Arthropoda; Insecta; Lepidoptera; Crambidae. Gene Ontology annotation, molecular function: serine-type endopeptidase activity. The record is from RefSeq and is a predicted model, not a curated record. The coding region runs from base 155 to 2167 and encodes 670 amino acids. Gene Ontology annotation, biological process: proteolysis. The transcript has 8 exons.